AUGGUAGCAACUAUUGAAGUCCCAGCUUCCUACUCAUCACUGCCCUUCAAGGAUAUCAUUAUUUCUCAUGUACCAGAAGACUCGCCUGUCGCUACCAAGGUUCUUAUCUUAGCCUUCAACCGUCCUGAUAAACAUAAUGCUGUUACUGAGAAUCUUCUCAAUGAGCUUGAGAAGGCCUACCGACUUAUUGAUCAAGACGAGCGAGUUCGGGCUGUUGUUCUGACUGGUACAGGGAAGGCCUUCUGUGCGGGAGCGGAUCUCCAGAUUGGCUUUUCCGGGCUGAUGACUCACCAAGCGAGUCAAGAGUCCAUCGAUAGAUAUAGGGACCAGGGAGGCAAAGUUGCUCUUGCAAUGGCAAGCUGCACUAAACCCACUAUUGUCGCCAUCAACGGCCCUGCAGCCGGCUUCGGGUUCACUAUAACCUUCCCUGCCACCAUCCGCGUAGCCUGGGCUGGAGCAAAAGUCGCUCUACCUUUCGCACGUCUCGGCUUGAGCCUCGAGUCUUGCAGUGCCUAUUUUCUUCCACGCUUGAUCGGACUUGCCAAGGCGAUGCAUAUUGCCACCACUGGCGAUACCUACCUUGCUUCAGAUCCAAUCGUUAGCCCUUUAUUCUCGAAGCUCCUUUCGACUCCACAAGAAACUUUACUUCACGCUGUGGAGCUUGCAUCCCGUGUCGCAGAAAGUACCUCACUUAUUAGCACUAAGCUUAUGAGGGACAUGCUGCUGUAUAACUCGGAGACUCCGGAAGAAAUGCAUAAGUUGGACUCAAAGGUUUUCAUCUCGCUUGUUGGGUCUAAGGACAAUAUGGCCGGUAUUCAAGGUGUUACGAAGAAACAACGUCCAGACUUCAGUGGGACCUUCGAUCGAAAGGCUGUGCCCUUUUGGCCUUGGUGGGACGCGGACAACAGCGGGGUUUCAAGUUCAAAGCUGUAA
Molecule: messenger RNA, 933 nt
Organism: Fusarium mangiferae
Lineage: Eukaryota; Fungi; Ascomycota; Sordariomycetes; Hypocreales; Nectriaceae
Exons: 2
Coding region: 1-933 (310 amino acids)
Source: RefSeq, a predicted model, not a curated record